CGCGGCUCGGCUCGGCUCGGCUGGGCCAGCCCCCUGCGCCUCCCCGCCACGCCAUGGAGAGGAGCCGCGCUGGGCGGGAGCCGCAGCCCCAGCCCCAGCCCCAGCCCCAGCCGGCCCAGGGGAAGCCACCGUCCCCGAUGGGAGACAGCGUUCCCCUCCCGGCCUCGCCUGCGGGUGCCCUGCAGGGGGAGCGCACCCCCCCGCACCAUGACCUGCCCGUCCCUGCGGCCGUGGUCCCCUCGGCGCAGCCCCUGUCUCCCAUCCCUGUAUCCAUCACCCCUUCGGAAGAGCCCGUCUCAGCCGCCCCUGCAGCCCUGACCCCCCCCCAGCACCCCAUCGGUCCCCACACCGUCGGGAGCACCCCCCCGCAGCGUGACCACCCCGUUCCUGCAGCCGCUGCACUGCCAGGGCAGCCCGGGCCCCCCAGCCCUGCAGCCUCCUCAGCAGAGAGUGCCCCCCCUCGGCCCCUGCCCGCACCCCCCCUGCCCAUGACGGAGCACCCCAAGGCAGAGGCAUCACCCCCCGCCCCCAGCCAGCCGGUCCCCAUCCACGCUGCUGCCCCUUGCCCAGCAGAGACCCUGCCCCAUGGGAGCGAACCCCCAGCCCCCGCUGCCAGUGAAGGGCCCCCCCCCAGUGCCAAGACCCCCGUGUGUGGCACAGCCGGGCCCUCGAAGGAUGCCCCCCCCCGGAGCGACCGCCCCACUGCGGCUGCAGCCUCACCAGCAAGUGCCGCCAGCCCCAGGCCCAAGCAAGAUGCCCAGAAAGCACAGGCGAGGCACAAGCAGGCAAAGGAGCGGCGCGAGGAGCGAGCCAAGUACCUGGCUGCCAAGCGGGCGCUGUGGCUGGAGAAGGAGGAGAAGGCCAGGCUGCUGCGGGAGAAGCAGCUGGAGGAGCGCCGCAAGCGCCUGGAGGAGCAGCGGCUGAAGGCAGAGAAGCGCCGCGCGGUGCUGGAGGAGCGGCAGAGGCAGAAGAUGGAGAAGAACAAGGAGCGCUACGAGGCAGCGAUCCAGCGCUCGGCCAAGAAGACGUGGGCAGAGAUCCGGCAGCAGCGGUGGUCCUGGGCUGGAGCCCUGCACCACGGUUCUCCUGCACACAAGGAUGGUGCGAGCCGGUGCUCGGUGUCCGCUGUAAACCUCCCCAAACACGUCGACUCUAUAAUCAACAAGCGGCUCUCCAAAUCCUCCGCCACCCUCUGGAACUCUCCCAGUAGAAACCGGAGCCUGCAGCUCAGCCCGUGGGAGAGCAGCAUCGUGGACCGGCUGAUGACACCCACCCUGUCCUUCCUCGCACGCAGCCGCAGCGCCGUGACGCUGGCUGGGAACGGCAAGGAGCAGGUGCCCGUGUGCCCGCGCUCGGCCUCCGCCAGCCCCCUCAGCCCCUGCCACAACCACCGCCUGCAGCACCGCUGCUGGGACAGGCGGAAGGGGACCACGGUCAGCCCCGAUGUGACGCCGCGCCGCAGGACCGAGGCCUCGCCGAAGAAGAAGGAGAAGAAGGAGAAGGAUCGGGAGAACGCCAAGGAGCGCAGCGCCCUGUCCCGCGAGCGCAGCUUCAAGAAGCGGCAGACGCUGCCGGCGGCACAGCCCCGGCUCCUGCCCGCUGCCGACAGCAGCCCCGGCCCCAAGAACCGCCCCUCAUCCCCUGCCACCCCCAAAACCCGUCCGGCGUCCCCCAGCCCGGCCCUCGGCUCUCCCCACAAGCCGCCCCUGCCCCGCAGCACCCACUCCUCUCCCAAGGUGCGGGCCAGGGCUCGGGAGGAGCGGGGGGAGCAGGAGAACCAGGUGAAGGUGCGGGACAGGAAGGAGGAGGAGCGGGGCCCGGCCCCCCCGGCCCUCCCCGAGCCCCCCAAGGCUCCGGCAGAGCCAGCAGCAGCCCCCCCGGCCCCUGCAGCCCCCAGCCCCGCUCCAGCCACCCCCCCGGGCAGAGCCCCCGCCGGCACCACGGACCGGGAGGAGGCUGCGCGGCUGCUGGCGGAGAAGCGGCGCCAGGCGCGGGAGCAGCGGGAGCGGGAGGAGCGGGAGCGCCGGGAGCAGGAGGAGCAGCAGAGGCGGCUGCAGGAGGAGCGGGCGCAGCGGGCGGCCGAGGAGCAGGCGCGCAGGGAGGCCCUGGCGCGGCAGCGGGAGGAGGAGCGGCGGCUGCAGGAGGAGCGGGAGGCCCAGGAGAGAGCACGGGCGGAGCGGGAGGAGACGGAGCGGCUGCAGAGACAGAGGGAAGAGGCCGAGGCCAGAGCACGCGAAGAGGCCGAGCGGCAGCGGCUGGAGCGCGAGAAGCACUUCCAGCGCGAGGAGCAGGAGCGGCUCGAGAGGAAGAAGCGCCUGGAGGAGAUCAUGAAGAGGACGCGCAAGUCCGACGCAGCAGAUGCCAAGAAGAAGGAGGACAAGAAGGCGGUGAAUGGCAAAGCAGCCGAGCAGGAUGAUGCCUCAGGCCGCGAGAAGCACGCGGGGCCCAUGUCAAAGCAGGAGGAGCUCCCCGAGAUGGAGACACCGAGCGCAGGGACCCCGGGGGGGCUGAAGGGCCUGGUGGGUGAAGGGCUGCAGCCAAGCUCCCCAGCCAAGGAGGUGGCGGCCCCGGCUGCCCUGGUGAAUGGCGUGCAGCCCGGCAAGCACGAGAACGGCUUCUCGGGCCCGGAGGGCUCCAAGGAGCUGCUGGAGCUCUCCCACCACAGCAGCAGCCCCGGCAGCAUCAUCCCCUUCGGUGACAAGGAGCCCUUCCUCAAGCAGGCCGUGGUGAAGCCCCCCCAGGUCACAGAGGUGCUGUGAGGCCGGGGCUGGGGUCUGUCCCCGCUGGGCCACCCAGCCGGACCCGUGGCUGUUGUCAGAAGAAACCGCCUCGC
Messenger RNA from Neopsephotus bourkii (Bourke's parrot), 2833 nucleotides. RefSeq names its product MAP7 domain containing 1 (gene MAP7D1). Gene Ontology annotation, cellular component: microtubule cytoskeleton. The record is from RefSeq and is a predicted model, not a curated record. The coding region runs from base 54 to 2759 and encodes 901 amino acids. The transcript is spliced from 18 exons. Lineage: Eukaryota; Metazoa; Chordata; Aves; Psittaciformes; Psittacidae. Gene Ontology annotation, biological process: microtubule cytoskeleton organization.